AUGGAGUCUGGCAAGAUGACUUCUUCCAAGAGCAUGCCGAAAGACACACAGAUGAUGGCACAAAUCCUGAAGGAUAUGGGGAUUACAGAAUAUGAGCCAAGAGUUAUAAAUCAGAUGUUGGAGUUUGCCUUCCGAUAUGUGACUACAAUUCUAGACGAUGCAAAAAUUUAUUCAAGCCAUGCUAAGAAAGCAACUGUUGAUGCAGAUGAUGUGCGAUUGGCAAUCCAGUGUCGUGCUGACCAGUCUUUUACCUCUCAUCCUCCAAGAGAUUUUUUGUUAGAUAUUGCAAGGCAAAGAAAUCAAACCCCUUUGCCAUUAAUCAAGCCAUAUUCUGGUCCUAGGUUGCCACCUGAUAGGUAUUGUUUAACUGCUCCAAACUAUAGACUUAAAUCAUUAAAAAAAGAAAAGACAUCUGCCUCUGUAGGAAGACUAACAGUUCCACGGUUAAGUGUUGGCUCAGUUACUAGCAGACCUAGUACUCACACACUAAGCACACCAACCCCACAAACCAUGUCUGUUUCAACUAAAGUAGGGACUCCAGUGUCCCUUACAGGGCAAAGGUUUACAGUACAGAUGCCCACUUCUCAGUCGCCUGCUGUAAAAGCAUCAAUUCCAGCAACAUCAACAGUUCAGAAUGUUCUGAUUAAUCCAUCAUUAAUUGGGUCCAAAAAUAUUCUUAUUGCCACUAAUGUGUUAUCAUCACAAAAUACUGUUAGUGAACCAUCAAAUGCAUCGAAAAGAAAACGAGAAGAUGAUGAUGAUGACUGUGAUAAUUUAUAA
Chrysochloris asiatica (Cape golden mole) is the source of this 780-nucleotide messenger RNA. RefSeq names its product transcription initiation factor TFIID subunit 9-like. The record is from RefSeq and is a predicted model, not a curated record. Gene Ontology annotation, cellular component: transcription factor TFTC complex; transcription factor TFIID complex; SAGA complex. NCBI's taxonomy places the organism in Eukaryota, Metazoa, Chordata, Mammalia, Afrosoricida, Chrysochloridae. Gene Ontology annotation, molecular function: transcription coactivator activity; RNA polymerase II general transcription initiation factor activity; protein heterodimerization activity. Gene Ontology annotation, biological process: RNA polymerase II preinitiation complex assembly; DNA-templated transcription initiation. Bases 1 to 780 code for a protein of 259 amino acids. The transcript has a single exon.